Anisakis simplex (herring worm) is the source of this 2657-nucleotide messenger RNA. The record is from the annotation of a GenBank genome assembly. NCBI's taxonomy places the organism in Eukaryota, Metazoa, Nematoda, Chromadorea, Rhabditida, Anisakidae.
AUGUCACAAUGGUACACUGGAACACAAGCUCUUUUCAUAGCUCUUGCUUUUGCAACUUUUGAUCUGUUGAUGAAUAUUUUUGGGUUGGCAUGGAAUGGUAAAGAUUUUACUACUGACAAUAUCAUUCACUGGUUUCAACUGGAAAAUUAUCGCUUCAAGCAAAACCCUGUUGACUUUUUGGGUGUUGCAUUGCUUCGUUUCUGCAUCCUUCUUGGCGGUGGCAUUGGUGUUUAUGCGAAUCCCUACGGAGGACCGGCUGCAUGCGCUAAAUACAGUAAUUUAAUAUUCGCAAUAAUUCUUCUAAUUGUUGCAUUCUCACCAUCCAAGCUGCUAGCAUUCUAUGAAGAUGAAAAUCUGAAAUUUGCGGUCGGUGAUUGGAUUUUAAUGAUAUGGUGUGUAAUUGCUUCAUUAUUCACUCAGGCAAUAUGGGUGAGUAUUUUCGCAAGGGUGCGAGAACCCGAACCCGAUGCUGGUAUUGAGCAGAUUCAUGAAGAGGAUGAGUACACGAUGCGCAUAAUCAAGGAGGAGGAUGAAAAAUUAUUGCAGCAACGUGAAGCAACCCGAACAUUGCUUCGAUUGUUCAGUUAUAUGAUGAAAGAGUGGAGUUUUUAUUUGGUCGCUUUCACAUUCCUCUUACUUUAUUCAGUGUCACGUGUAUUCAUUCCAUUCUAUACCGGUGAGGUGGUGGCUAGUGUUUUCGGAUCAGCUGGUUCAUAUGCUGCACUUCAUAAGACUGUUGCGAUUAUGGCCGUGCUUACGGUUAGUGGAUCGGUCUUUGGAGGUUUGCGUGGAGGCACAUUUACAUAUGCACAAGCGAGAAUUGAUCGCAGAAUUCGUGAUGAUUUAUUCCGAUCACUCGUUAAACAAGAAAUUGGAUUUUUCGAUGCUAAUAAAACCGGUGAAAUCUGCUCACGUUUGAAUGCCGAUUGCAUGACAAUGUCAAAUACGCUAUCACUAUAUGUGAAUGUUCUGUCACGUAAUUUAACAAUCCUAUUUGGAUCGGUUAUCUUUAUGUUCUCACUUUCAUGGCGUCUUUCAAUGAUCACAGUGAUUGCAAUACCAAUCAUUUUUCUCAUUUCAAAAGUGUAUGGCGUUUAUUAUGAUCAAUUAUCUGAAGAGACGCAAACUUCGGUAGCAAAAGCAAAUGAUGUUGCCGAGGAGGUGAUCAGUGCAAUCCGAACGGUUAAAAGUUUUGCAUGUGAGAAAUUUGAAGCAAAGAGAUUCAUGGCAUUCCUUGAUGUCACAUUGGGCAUUGCAACCAGAAAAGCAAUAGCACAUGUUGGCUUCGUGUGGACAUCUGAACUGUUGCAAAUGGGUAUAUUAAUCAUUGUACUGUGGUACGGUGGUCAUUUGGUGCUUCAAAAUCAGGUUGACUCAAGAUUGCUCAUAUCAUUUUUGCUUUAUCAAUUCCAGUUGGGCGAAAAUCUACGAGAACUCGGUGAAGUGUGGAAUGGUUUUAUGCAAGCAGUUGGCGCAUCGAGGAAAGUAUUCGAAUUAAUUGAUCGUAAGCCAAAAGUGAAUAAUAACGGUAAAAUAAAUCUUGAUGGUACGAUAACAACUUUAGAAGGACGAAUUCAAUUCGAAGAUGUUCACUUCAGCUAUCCAAUAAGACCACAUGUACCAGUCAUGAAAGGCAUAUCAUUCACAGUUAAUCCUGGUGAGGUGGUUGCAUUGGUGGGUCCAUCUGGUAGUGGAAAGAGUUCAUUAAUUGCAAUGUUAGAACAUUUCUAUGAACCAACAUCCGGUUCUGUCUUGUUGGAUGGUAUUCCUGUACGAGACUAUGAUCAUAAAUUCCUUCAUACGAAGGUUGCAUUGGUUGGUCAAGAACCGGUGUUAUAUGGUAGAUCAGUACGUGAGAAUAUAGCAUAUGGUAUUGAUCAAAUAAGUGAUGAGAAAAUCCAAAAUGCUGCCGAAUUAGCAAAUGCACACAGUUUCAUCUUAACAACAACCGACGGUUAUGAAACGAAUGUGGGUGAGAAGGGCAGUCAGAUGUCAGGUGGACAAAAGCAAAGAAUCGCUAUUGCACGUGCACUCGCACGCGAUCCAGUGGUACUUCUACUUGACGAAGCCACAUCUGCAUUGGACUCACAAUCGGAACGUCUGGUACAAGAAGCAAUAUCAAGGAAUCUUGGUGGACACACCGUACUUGUGGUAGCACAUCGUUUAAGUACGGUGGAAAAUGCUGACAAAAUAAUUGUUAUUAAUAAAGGACAAGUCGAGCAAACUGGUCGAUAUAAGGAACUCGCAGAAACCGAAGUGAGACCAAACGAUGAUGACGCAGAACGAGAAGUUGUAGAGGAGAAACUUAAACGAGAAUCGGCGAGGAUGCAUCCAAAAUCGACAUCAACACUGAUCCCACAGCAACAAUCACAACUACAGCCACAUUCCUUCCUUGGCACCAGUUUCGCAAGCUCUAGUUCGAGAAUUUAAUCACUUCAAAUAAUACCUUAUGCAGUAACGUUCCAGUCGAUUUCUUAAUGAUUCGCCGAUUAGCGUUCAACAGUCACCAUACUUUAGAAAAUUUGUUGUUUCUUACUUUACUGUUGUUUUCUUUUAUUUGCGCAAUUUUGUUUUAUUGUUUUUGAAUUUCCAAACCUUCGUCAUUUAUUCAGUUCAUUCGUUUGUUCGUUUCAUUAGAGAAUGUAGUUCGAUAAAAU